Hemiscyllium ocellatum (epaulette shark) is the source of this 15238-nucleotide messenger RNA. RefSeq lists its product as uncharacterized. The transcript has 13 exons. Gene Ontology annotation, biological process: regulation of transcription by RNA polymerase II. Gene Ontology annotation, cellular component: nucleus. The coding region runs from base 1 to 8196 and encodes 2731 amino acids. The record is from RefSeq and is a predicted model, not a curated record. Gene Ontology annotation, molecular function: RNA polymerase II cis-regulatory region sequence-specific DNA binding; DNA-binding transcription factor activity, RNA polymerase II-specific. NCBI's taxonomy places the organism in Eukaryota, Metazoa, Chordata, Chondrichthyes, Orectolobiformes, Hemiscylliidae.
AUGGCGAAAAGUAGCAAUCAGGAACUAAUAGAAUGGGAUGAAGAAAUGCAGACCAACGUCAACAAGGGAUUUUGCAGCCCUGAUGAUGUGCUAAAUCUGUCAGGAGAUCAAAUGGACAAUGUUGAGCUUUCACAACACAGUUCAGGUGGUGAUGACAGCAUCAGUUUUGGUGUCCAUUGUGUGAAUACCUUGGAGGAGAUGAGAGGCAGGGCAUCACAUGAGCAGCACCUCAGUUUAUCCCUUGAGGGUGUGAUGGGUGCCGACCAUCUGAUGAGGACACCUCUGAGCGCGAAGACAGAGGUGGAGCAUGAAAACCUAUUUGAGGACUCUUCUGGUGCUAAACCAGUUAGUUCAUCAGAGCAACAAGGCAGUGUUGGGCACAUUGAAGCAAUUGACUCCAAAGCAGGACCAAUCAUCACCAAACUUGAGCCCGUUCCUGCACAUUCUGUCCUCACUGAGAACUUGAGGACUUUCGGUGAGAACACAAGGGACCAGUUGAAUAACCACGCAAGUUCUUUUUCUGCUUGCCUGCCAGACAAUAUUUUAGAUGGGAUAAAUCUGAACGUAUCAGAGGUUGGACGCAGGGUGUUGUUAACACCUUAUACCCAAAAGGAGCAUGACAACCACACUAUGAAUAAUCUUCAGAGUACUGCUGUAGACCGAAUGUUGUAUGGGUUUGAUUUAACAUGUGAACGAGAUGGUGACCAAUACUCUUCUUUAGACCAGAUGACCUAUGAGUAUGAUGUGACUUGUGGAGAGGAAGAAGUGCAAUACACCUCUCUGGAUCCAGUCUCCUAUAGCUUUGAUGUGUCUUGUGAGGCUGAUGAAGAUUUAAACACUUCAGUAGAUCCAAUGUCAUAUGAAUUUGAGGUUUCUUGUACAAGAGAUGAUGAGGAAAUGGCAUGCUUUAGUCAAAACUCCCUCGACAGUGGCAAAAUUGUAGAUGAUCCGACACCAAGUGUCAGCUGUGAAAAGGCUAUCAGCAAUGUGCACAAUGCUGUCCAGUCAUGGCCGGAUGCAGAGUUCAUUAUUGGCUCACUUGAGCAUUCAAGCAGUGUGGAAAACCCUUUCAGGGUCUUACCUUUAGCAAAUGAAGACAGUUGCAAGAGAGUGGCCGUGACUGAGAUUUCUGUCAAUGUGCCUCGAGACCAAAUGCUGCCAACAAAAGACGUUCAUGAAAGGGAACAAGUUCUGACAAGCUUAGGAAAGGAUUGUAUUCCUGCAGAAAUUAAGGAAUAUCCUGACUACUGUGAAUCAGCACCUGUACACUACCAUGAGUAUCUCAGUACCUCGAAGAACAGGGAACCCAGUCAGUCGGCGAUGGAUGAGCGCUUCAGUGAGCAGCGUGAUGGUGGCAGUGUAGAACCAACCAAUACCUCAGUGACCAAUUACACUCUCAGCCUUUGUCAAGCUGCGUCGUGGGACUGCUCGAGUGCAAUCAGUACAGACUGUGUGGAGGAGCUUUCCCAGUUCUCUGCUAAAUCCUCUGCAGAGCAUGGCAUGGAAUCAUCACGGGCUACCUCAGUUCAGUCAAGCGAAAGGUCAUCAAGCCUUGACGGCUGCGACACGCUUGAUGUUCCAGGCGUGCACGGUGCAGAGAGGCCCUGCCUCACUGCUGGCCAGGUGGUCCCGGCUGUUGAAAGGAAGACCGAGGCGAUUCAGUCAGCAGCCCCUUUGUUUUCUGCCAAUGCACAAUUGCCUGAUGAUAAAGAGAUGCCUCAGGAAAGCACUCCCAGCGCAAACAGGGAAGCCUUGAAUGCAUCUGUGCUGGUCCACACAGGGGUGGAUGUUAGCCCUGCGAGAAGGGAGGAGGUCGCUGGUGCCACCGAUACAUUGUCUUCGGCUGAUGCCUCGAGCCUGGUGUUAGCACAUCCUUUAAACUCAGGGGAACUCUCCAUUCUAACCUCAACUUCAACGGAAACCAUAGGUAAACCAGCGCCAGAGACAUUUCAAGCGGGCAAUCUGAACGUAGCAGAAGGAGGAUUGGGAGCGAGCAAUAGCUCCGACUCAGAAGGAACAUCCAAGGCACUCUGUCCAAUUGCGAACAAAGAGCGAGCUGCCUCUGAAGAGUCAGGAGCAUCAACAGAGCCAGCCUCUUCUCCCAAACCACUGGCUGCAGUCGCAAGCAUAGAGCGAAAACAAGGUUUGGAACAAGUACAUGAUUACUCAGGACUAUCAAACAAAGACAGCAAAAUGACAUACUUGGUUUCAGGGAAGAGAAGUGAAAAUGAGGAGCAAUUUGCCAAAGGGAUAGAAGAAUCUAAGAGCAAGGUGUUGCCAAUAGAAGGCAAAGUAAUCUCCAGAGAGACAUCAGCUUUCAUUGCAGUGGAAUCAGAAGAAGCCCUCAAGCGAAGACUGGACCUUUCAAGUGAACACAGCAAAGUCAGUAAAUACCUGAAUGUCAAUAAAGAUUACAGAGUGGAUUGUGCAAAACCAUCGCUGACACCUGUGGGACUAACGCUGCCUAGUGCCAGUGUGGUGGAGAAAGAGCCCUGUGUGGCGCCAGCUGUAGUAGCAACGAGGAAUCCUGUACCUUCGGGUGAACCAUCUCUUUACACUUGCACAAAGUGCAGCGUUUAUUUCCAGGACAGGGAGUACCUGCGCAGGCACAUGCUGGACCACUUUGACGGGCAGGCCGAGGAGGGAUUCGCAGGGGGUCCUCGCCCGUUCACGUGCCAUGAGUGUGGCCAUGCCUUCUGCAACCUAGCCUCCCUUCGAACGCACCUGAGUCUUCAUCAGGAGCGCAGAGCGAGUUUCAUGGAGGCCUUCCAGGAGCUGGCUGACCCAUGGGGCGAGGGGCAUGGGGCCAGGUGGCAGGGCACAUUUGGGACCAGCCCGGCUAAGUCAUCAGUGGUGCGGGCUGAAGCACAUGCCCACAAAAUGCCUUGUCAGUGCCAUCUCUGCCAUUUCCAGGCAGGCACAAGUGAAGGACUUCAGGAGCACCAGUGGCACAACCAUCCAGGUGGGGUGGAAAAGACCAAGUCUCCGCGCACACCCAGUCUCGGGUUGCCAACACAGGUCAUCAGAACAGACCUGAGGCUGAGCCAGGAGUGUCCUUCCUCCAAGAGAGUGGAGAGUGUGUAUAACGACCAGGUGAAAGUCAGCCAGCAACACAUCCAUCAGCAAAAGUCAGGCUGCCCUCCAACCAGGCCACUCUGGCCUUCUGCUGGCCAAGGAGCUGAGGAUUCAUACAACCAAUCCAGCAACUGUGAGAACUCCCCAAGGUUCCUGCCAUCGAAUAAUCCAGGUGAUGGCAAGCUGGAGAUAGAAUCGUUGCCUUCAACUGCAAGGGGACCUUGUCGUUAUGAAGAUAACCAUCCUCUGAUCUUUGAGGGGAAGCAAAAGAGCAAAACCAUUGAUGCCCCAGAAGUGGAGAUUGCCAAGUUGAAAACUCACUUGGCGUUGGACAUGACAAAGCGGGUUGUGCUACAGAAUACGCAGUUCAAAUCACCAGUGGGCUUGUCCAAUUACACAGGCUUGUGCGAAGGUACAGAGACAAACAUCACCCCCUUACCCAGAGGAGGCUUUGUUCCACAACAAGGAGCUGUCUGUUCUUCUCGCAGCCAGGUUAUGAACAAAAUUGAGUCAGGUGGAGAACAUCAUACCAGUCAAAGAACUGCUCUUACCUACAGGAAAAUUGUAAUAGACCACUUUGCAUCCAGAAUGGGUCCUAGUGGACCUUCAGUCUACAAAGAUGUCAUGAGACUAAAGAUUGAUUCGGAGGAGACUGUGGGAAAUAAAGCCUGCUCUGUUUCAUUUGGUCCACAAGACAGUCAGGAAAUGAAGACCUCAAGCUUGCCAGGUCACCAAAUUCAGAGCUGUGAUAUAACAGCUCUUCCUGCUAAGAAGGGAAGGAUGACUACAGAUCCAACUGCUGCUACUUGCUGGCCUAGAGCAGUAAGAAAACGCACAAAAGAACUGCUAAAGACUAUCAGUUUUCCACAAGAUCUGUCAGUUGACCAACAUCAGCAAUUAGUGAGAAUGACUUCUAUAAUAUUACUUGAUAAAACAGAAAGCAGUUCAGAAUGUGAGUCUGCCUUGGAUGAAAAGGUUUUGGGUUCUUCCAUGGAAUCCAGGGAGGGCCAGUCCCAACGGGAGCCCGGGGAGGACCACUCCCAGCGGGAACCCGAGACGAGCCAGUACCAUCGGGAACCCGGGACGAGCCAGUCCCAACCUGUGGGAAGGCAUUCCCAUCAUGAGCCCAGAGACACCCAGUCUCAACGUCCGCCCAAUUGUGAAGAAAGGGAAUUAGCUUCUUCUGUAGAAGUAGGGUUAGACAAAAGCAUCCUUUGGGAGGUGCCUAGCGAGGAUUUACCACUAGAUCUGAUGAAGAAGUCAAAAGAUCUCUUGAGCAAGAAUUUAUUACGUAUGUUUCCACUGGAAGAAAGAGAAUGUCCCUAUUGUCCAGAUAAAUUCCACACCGGAAUAGGCUUGGCCAAUCAUGUACGAGGGCAUCUUAAACGAGUUGGCAUCAGUUACAACACCCGGCACUUUAUAAGUGCAGAAGAAGUUACAGCAAUUGAAAAGGAAUUCUCAUUACAGAGGCUGAAGAGAAAAGCCUUGCUUCCAUCCUCAGCCCUAAAGAUCCGUGGCAGUGCGGUGGAAAAGUGCAACCUGUGCGGUGCCAGCUUUGACUCGCGGGCGGGGAUGUCGAGCCAUGCCCGCGCCCACUUGAGAGAGCUCGGUGUCAUGUCCUGGAGUGCUACCAGCUCCCCCAUAGACCUGCUCAACGAGCUCCUUCAGGAUCUGGUCCCGUCCAGCCUGGCCGAUGGCCAAGCCAGGCCAGACAGCAGCCCCCGGAAACCUGCCAGCUAUAGGUCAGGAGCCAAGACAGCGUCAGCAACGUCAGAAGGGUCAAACCCCCAUCCAGUUGGGCGACCAUUCGCCUCCGCAAAUAACAGUUCAUCACCACUCAGAAACAAGGUGGUGAUAAUUGAUCCUGAUGAUGAUGAUGAAAUGACGACUCUGGAACUCGAUUUGCCAUCUGGACAUAGUUCUGCAGAACCUGAACUCCAGGAGAAAAAUGGAUUGUUAGGAACUCCAGAUACAAACUUGCAAACAACUUCAGUGCUUCCCAAGCAGUCUCUUCCUAAAAUUACCUUGGUGACCCAAGGAGAGGAUUCACUGCAGUCUAAUAAAUUGCUGAAUUCCUGUCAGUUAUGUGGCACCUGCUUUGAGACUCGUAAAGGAUUGUCAAGUCAUGCACGCUUCCACCUGAGGCAAUUUGGAGUGCCAGACUCAGAAAGCAGUGGCGCCCCGAUCGGUACACUGUAUGAACUGAUGAAAAGAAAAGGGAUACCGAGUGUUUUACCCUCCACUUUGGCUACUGAUAAAUCGCAGAGCUGUUCACCAAAGGACAUGUCUGCUGUAAAACAAGAAACUCCUGGCAAACCACUUGGAGAGGAGUGCCAGGGAGAAACAACACAUGCAGCUAAAUCGCCAAAGUUGACCAUUACCAGUCCACCGAAGGGCCAGUCUCAGGCAGGAUCAUCGACACUCAAGAAAGUGCACCCCAUUUUACCAAAGCCGGUGUCUAGUAAAUCUCCAGAACCCGGAAAAACAGGGCGACCAUUGAUGGAUACUCCUCAGACAUCAGGAGAGCUGAUGUCGAAGAAGCUGUUUUGGACCCCACAAGAUGACAACACACCUUUAAACCUCACAGUAAACAGUGAACACAUAAGCUGUCGGUUGUGUGGUGCCUGCUUUGAAACCCGGAAGGGGCUGUCGAGCCAUUCCCGAGCUCACUUGAGGCACUUUGGAGCGGUGGAUGUGGAUUCUAAAGGAUCUCCGAUUGAAGCUUUAAAUGAAUUCAUUAAGAAAAAAGGAAUUCAGAGUGCUUUGUCAUCCAUGUUGCCAAUAAAGAAAACGCACAGCUACCCUAAGGUGUCUACCCUCAAAGCAGAAAGGACUAAUUUCAAAUUAGGAUCACCUGUCAACAAGAAAACAUCUCUAACAUCCUCUUCGGUGUCACCACAGAAGAAGCUGAAGCAAGUCACUAUGAGUGUGCAUAUGGAAUCUGGGAUUUCUCAGGCUUCGAGACCUAAUAAUGAACUGGCUGCAGAAACCUAUUGGCCAUCUUCACCUAUAAAUCUGUCAAUUGAUUCAGCGCCUAGCAAAGAGACGCGUUGUGAAUUUUGCGGUGAUUACUUUGAGAACCGCAAAGGGCUGUCGAGUCACGCAAGGUCACACCUGAGGCAGUUUGGGGUGACUGAAUGGACAGUUAACGGUUCGCCAAUAGACACAUUGAAGGAGCUUAUGAAAAGGAAAAUGCAUCCUCUCGACUCGCCUCUCACACCUGAGCUCAAAAUGCCCUCAAAGCCAGCAUCAAUGCAGGCCCUGCAGAGUGAACCCUUCUCGCCCUCUCCGGGUAAAUCAUCCAAGUUUAGCCUGACCAUUCCAUCUGUCGGGCAGGUUCCAUCAGGAUCACUAGUGCCGAAAAAGGUUCAGGGGCAAUUUUUCUCCCCGCCACCACUGAAAAAACUGAAGCUGACCCCACUGAAAAAGGUGAAACAGGAGCACUUCACAAUAGAGUAUAAUCCUGAGGAAUCAGCAACCUUGCUGAAGAGCAGCAGUUAUUUAUCCGAACAAAUGUGGUCAUCCAGCGAAGAUACCUCACCUCUUCGUUUAACAGUUGACCAACCCAACAAGGAUGUCCGCUGUGAGUUUUGUGGUGAAUACUUUGAGAAUCGCAAAGGGCUAUCAAGCCAUGCCAGGUCACAUCUGAGGCAGUUUGGUGUGACAGAGUGGACUGUGAAUGGUUCACCAAUUGAUACGUUGAAAGAGCUGAUGAAGAGGAAAGGAAAGCCCGAACCACUUAGCCAUGAGUCAAUGCAGCGGGAGCUUCAACGAGAGCCUGAAAACUACCUGUAUGAGGAGAAGUCAAUUUCUAAGUCAUUGGGUCCGCUUAUUAAGUCAUCUGGCAAGGAGGUGCAGCAAAAGCACCUAACCUCCACCGCAAGAAAAGUAUUAACUUACAUGCCCAGCACCCAACAUGCGACUGGGUCACCACUGGGCAAGAAGAUACCGAUGGGUUUUGUGUCAACUGCACCACUAAAGAAACCCAUGUUAGAUGAUAGAAAUCUGACACCAGAAUUGAAACCCAGCUAUACUCCAGGGUCAGGCUUGUUUAAGCCAAAGGCCACAUGGUCCCCGCAGGAGAAGGUGGCAACAAGUCCAGUAAUAGCCGCAGAUACUUGCUGCGAAUUGUGUGGCCACUACUUUGAAAACCGGAAAGCUUUAGCCAGCCAUGCCAGAGCCCAUCUCAGACAGUUCGGGGUGACUGAAUGGCACAUCAACGGCUCACCGAUAGACACCCUGAGGGAAUGGAUCCGCCAGAAGCCCAACAUUGGCACAGGUGCUUCCCUGAACUGUAUGCAGGACCGCCCUCUUCCAAAACCUAUCAGAAACAAUAUCAAAUCUGUGGUUAAAGAGCUGUCGGGGGAGCUGUGUUCUCUGCCAGGGGGUAAGACGGUGAAGUUGGAGCCAAUGCAGCCCAAAACAGUAGAGCUGGGGUUUCCGGCCUCACCAGUACAGAAGAAUCCAGAGACAGAAAAAAUGCCUCCGACAGAGUGCUACAUCCCCACAGAUCUGAGCCAAGGCAGCAUAACUGAGUGCACCCCGAGCUCCUCUAUGCCAUCUGAGGACGAUGAGCCACAUCCAAAGAAAAAGAGAAAGCACCCAGUCAAGUUAGGAACCUGUGAGUAUUGUGGAGUGACACUAACCACGGGUGUAGGCCUCUCCAACCACAUGCGUGGCCAUCUGAAAUCUGGAUUGAAAAGGAAGUUACCGAGUCUGUCUCAGUUUGAGGAACUCCACGAAAAGGCUGAACCUGCACUCACCGACACAUACUAUGAGCGUAAGCAGCAUAAGCCGGUGGUAUGUACAGAGAACGUGUCACCAAAACGAGAGGAAGGGAAGGAGACAAAAACGUUCAGGCCAAAAUCAGAGGAACCAAGACCUCUCCGAGUGAGACCUGUGAUCUUUCCGGUGCCGAAGCCUGAGCCCAUCUCACUGGUGAAGUUUAUAGGAAACAUCUACACUCUGAAAUGCAGAUUUUGUGAUGUGGAGUUCCAUGGUCCGCUUUCGAUUCAAGAAGAAUGGGUGAGACAUCUGCAGCGACACAUCCUGGACAUGAACUUUCCAAAGACGGAGGCUACCCGCGAAGAGAUCUCUGUGUCUGCUGACAUGGGGAAAUAGGGAAAAUCGACUGCCUAUGUGGAUACUUGGGUACACUGGGGGCAGAGUGUCCAUUGCAGUCUCUCACGAAGACGCACUCGAUAUUAUGUUCUAGUUUUAGUCAAGUUUGGAAAGAAUCUCCUUUGCCUUGAACGUUUAAACCUCUGUAGUAAUAAAAGUAUCUGCCUUAUGGUGAUUUCCUUAGAGUAAUUCUGCAUUUGCCUCAUACAGUUAGAAUGUUAUAAAGAACAACUUAGCCCUGAUUAAUUUCAUACAAUAUAAGAUCAGUUAGGUAGCCCAGUGCACUUCAGGGGGAGUGGCAGUGUUUGAUGAAGGCUGCAUGGCAUUGUAUUUGGCAUUUAUAUAACCUGAAGCAAAAACACUGUUUGCUUGUGAUCUAUUUGGUAUCACUGUCACACUCCCAAGUAAUAGAUCAAUCCCUGCCUUGGGAGACAAGGAGAGAAGGAAAGUACAAGGUGGAUUGAUAAUAAUUAUUUUAAAAUUUUUUCAAUGUUGUGCCACUUUUUUUUAAAACUACAUUGUAGCAAAUCAAACUAUUCAGUGUUUCUCCUUUCAAGGCCAGCAGGGGAAGGGAGCGAAGCCCAUUAAGCAAGCAGCUGCCAUAGUACGGAUCAUUGCAUGAGGGCAGAACCAAGUAACCAUGAGGAGGAGGUUUGGACGUUAUGCAUUCUAUGUACAGUGUGGUUGCACGUCUUCCUGGUCUCAUUCUGGGCAGUGUCACUCGAACCUUGCAGGGCAGAAUUCGAGCUAUACAAGGCUGGUUCAGUAUUAAACAAUGUGCUGUGAAGUACCUAGCCUUUGUUAUGGCGGUUAUUUUGCAUGCUGUCAGACUGUAGUAACCAAACAGAGAUCAGCAGUACAGUACAACACAGAACCCUAAGCGGAAAGUUCACACGUGUGCCAGCAUCUGAAAAAUAGUAGGUUAGGACUCUCAGCACUAAGUAGACAUGUCUGUCUCUAUGCAGCCUACAGAAGGGGAUCUUGUGUUACAGUGAAUACUGUAGAAUGCCCCAGCUUAGCAGGAACAUAGUCCUAUUAGAAAAUGGAAUAGUUGCCACUUAUAUUUCAUGUCCUCAAGGUUUCUUAGACAGCAGUGCUGCAGCUGGUGCACUUUACCAUCAUUCUGGUGCAUAGGUCAAGCCACUUUCUUCUGUGGGGCAGCCGUCAAUGAGCAUAUGGCUAGGGGAGUGGAUGGGUCAGUCUAAAAGAGCCUUAUUCCUCUGACUGAAAGAACUAAAUCUGCAUUUUUUCCAACAUAUUUAUACUCAUCCUUUUGGAUGCUUCCUAAUAUUAGUUGCUGUUUUAAUAUUUGGCAAAGGACCUAUUUGUUUUUAGAAGUGCUUUGGUCACAAAGUGGCAGUACGUCUGCACGUAAAAAUGUAAGUGUAUAGUAAAACUGUAAAGAUGCUUUCUUUCCCUUUUCUUCAUCUUGUAUGUGCUGGAUGGUGGUUGACUUUUAGCAAGUUAUAAAGGCAGGUUUUGUUGUGUUCCCUUUCACAGCUGAGAUCCUCUUGGCAUCUUGUGGUCUGAUGAGCUGAGAGUUAAAGGCUUUGAGAGAUGCCAUUUCAGGGCACUUGGGCCUUGGAGGCCCUGCAGCCUUUGCUGGACUAUCACCCCACCGAUGCCACUUUUGCACCACUGCCUCAGCAAAUUUUGUUGGGGUUACUGUUCCGUCUCUCUAAAUGGCAACACUUCCAAGUGUCCUUCCUGCUGCUGUGAUAACGUAUCGGUCACUAAUUCUCUGCAAACCAGAUAAUGUAGCUGUGGGGAGGAAGGGGAUCUCUCAAGGCUGCUCACAAGGAAGAUGCUCAUCAAAAUUAAAUUCCUCUUCUCUUCCUCCUCCGCUUCCCACCAAAUAAAAAUCCUGUUCGUCUGAGGACCACCUCUUUUUUGGUUUGAAAGCGGGAUACAAAAGGCUGUUGUGUUCUACUGAAGCUGUUCAAUUUAAAUCUUAUUUAAACCUGUGGUCACUUUAUAUUUGCAGUGUUGUGAUGUGAGUCUGUGCAUCUAAUGCAAUUGGACUCCCUGUGACCAAAAAAAAAUCUUGUUACCUGUUUGUUCCUGUGACUGUGUAUUGUUGUAACAUGGAGUGUAAUGAAAUAUACCUUCAUAACCAAAGGUGCUACGAAAUUGGUUGUUUGGUAUCCCAAAAUAAGGUUUGUUUUUGAGAAUGGACUGCCGCGUCAACACGUACAAAAGCUCCUUCGUUGAAUUGGUAGAAGUUCAGACUUUUGUGUCUUGUUUAGAUCUAUUUUCACUAUUCAUUUGGAUGCAUAGAGUUUUAAUUUUGUGCUUUUGAAGUGUAUUAAUGUGACUGUGCUCUAGGAAAGAUUACAUUCAGUGCAUUUUAACGUCAUGUGAUACUGUUAAUUCAUUAUCUAAAAUUGCUACCACUGCCAAAUCUGUCAUUCUUGGUGCUUCUUCCUCGUGUUACAUGCUCCAGCAAAACACUUGGCAUUUGCCCAGGGAAAUGUAACCCAUAAUUGUAGAAUUAGGAACAUCUCACUUCCAGUGGAAGCAGACUCUGAAGAUUUGUUAAUGCUCACCAUUGAGUUUAACUGAGAUCCUAAUAGUUCUGUAAAGUUUGUGUGAAUCAAUCCUGGUUUUGGUUGCUGCUACAUGCCCUUAGAUGCCAAGUGAGUCUGUGUGAUUGUGUAUUUGGAGAGCAUGCAUUUCAGAGUUGGCUACAGUUCUAUACAGGUUCAAAUCUUGAUUGCAUCCCUGGCAUUAAAAAUCUCAAUUAAGCUGCACCUCUCCACAAAUGCAGAGGCAGCAAGCAGACAGGUGCUAUUGGAAACAUCAAAACACACUUCUGGAGUUUUUUUUUAGGUGCCUCUGAUGAGCUGUUUUGCAAAUUCCUAGUAAGGUUUCAGUGGUCAGUCUCUUAACAUGCUGUAGAAAUGACUAGUUCAUGCCUCCAAACUUUAAUGGAAUAUUCAGGGUUGUUGGCAUUGACUGUUAAUACUGUUUUGGGAGAUUAAAGUGUUUGUGCAGGCCACCGCGUAGUGCAAUGGUGAGCCUUGUGAUGAAGUUUAGACGGUGAUGAAGGAAGAUUCUUACAACAAACUUAGAAAGCAAUUGUUCACAGUUGUUUUUCCAAGAGAGGAAUUUUAAAAGCAUAUUUUGGGAAUCUGAAUUCUGUGUAAAGUUUCUUAGAGCAGAAUGGUACCUCUAGAAUUGGUUGAUGUGCUUGUAUUUUGCUGCAAGUUUCUUACUUUAUUGAUGCAGAGGGAACUUCUUAAAAUGCUUACUACUUCUUGUACUAUAAUCUGUUGUUCUCGCAUGUAUUGUUAAAUAUUAUUGAUUCUCAUCUAUGUUUGUAUUUUAACAUUUUUUUUAAUAUAAAUGUUACCACAGUAUGAAUUGGAUUUGCAUCUUGUGUAGCUUUCAAUUUCUUUGUGCUCAUACCAAGAUAUUUCAAAAGUAAAUGUCUGUCAUUUUAGGGUGUUAGUUUUAUACAAUUUCCUCUUGCACCAUCAGUGCUGCCAGUUCAUAUUCUGGCAGAAACUUCUCACUGCAUGGCCUCUGCCCAAAAUGCCUUGCAUAUGAAAGGAAAAUGCACAUUUGUUAAUUUCUUCAUCUCCCCCACUCUCAAUUGUAACAAGUAGAUGUCCGGAUUGGGUUUGUAUGUCAUAGUGAGUAGUGGAAUUGUAUGAUAUGUGGUGGUAGUUUGUGGGUAGAGAGUAAUGUUACAGGGAACUUAGGAAUCAAGCUGCAUUACUAUCAAGCAAGCAGUAGAUAAUUGCUUUUUUUUCAAGUUAUCUAAACACUGACCUGAGAAAUAACUAAGGUAUUGUGUGUGCAAGCAGGAUUCAUCAUAACCCUUGUGAUAAAGAUAAUCAUUGGCAAUAUGCAAUACCUGAGUCAUUGCUUGGUCAGAGAGGGGUUUAAUGAGUGCUUUAAACAAAAGCAAAAGCAGAUUUAGGGAGAAAUUCCAGACAUUGGUGGUAUCAAGCAGCUGAAAGCAUAAUAGCCACCAAUGGUGAGGUGAUCAAAAUCUGGGAACAUUAUCUUUGAGUAAAUUAUUGUAUUCUCUGCUGAACUCAGCCUCUGUUCACAUAAUUUCACUGGGCUCCACAAAAUUGUUUCAUUUUGAAUAUGCCAGCCAUUUACUAUUUCUGAAAACGAAGACGUUCAACCCCAACAAUCCUGUUAAAGCAGAGUGAAUCCCUAAUAGCCUGUAGUGUCUUGCAGGCUAGAAAAAUUUGCAAGUUUAAUUCCCAGUCUCUGUUAAGCAAGUUACUCUUGGUCAGAACUCCAGUUAGGGUUUCUGUUCACAACUGGUGAAAAAUUGGCAUGUUAUUUCAGAUCCUGCAAACAGGAUUUGCUUCAGACAAUGCUCAGUAACUCUCACCUUCUGAAAUCAUGUCUAGCUUCGUCGCAUGCAAUAUUUAAAAUGUAAAACUGGAACUCAAUUACAACUAAUCUGAGCACAUUGAGGGUGGUUGCAAAACAGAACAGAAAUGUUUUGCUGAAUUAGACAACAUUCCUUAUGCAGGCUAUAGAACAUUGCUCUCCCAGUUCAAAUAUUUUCCUAGCCCUCUUAAAUCUCCUGGUUAAUCAGUUAUAGCAGUGGGGUAUUGAGGGUCAUUAAAUUAUCUAAGAUCUGUGCUGAUACUUCGAUGGGGUUGACCUGAAGAAACAUACCUCCUGACAGUUAUCUGAUUAAUUAGUAUUCAUGGGGUCCAUUAGGUUACUCUUUCCUAGGCACAUUGGGAUUUGAGGGCAAACUGAUUCCUCACCAUCUGGAAUAUUUGACGUAUCUUAAGUAAAUGACCCUACAUGGGAAAGUGAAUUCCAAGAUCUUGAGGUUCAAAUGCAUAGCCUAUGAACCUUUACAAUGCAAAGCCUAUACUUUAUUUCUCCCCUACUUUUACUCCAGCUUCUUUCAGUAUCUGCAGUUGCAAAAAUGGUUGGUUUACUGGUAUUUCUUCAUUUAGCUGGACCCUGCAUAUUAUUGCCAACAUGAUGUUAUGUUGAACAGACGUGUGAGGUUAAGCAAUCCAACUCCAUCAGCUUGGAGAUCCCUGGUGUGCAUUCUAAUUUAGAUUUACUAAGGGUUUUUUAAAGCAUUACUUCAUAAAAUUAACAAUUAAUGCUAUUUGUGUUUAUUGGCCAUUGGAUGCUUUAAGUGCUUCCAUUAUAAAGAAAAAAAAUCAUUUGUCUGAACUUCCAGCAGAAGAGUUGUUCUGUCACCUGUAACAUACAUCCAGGUUAAUAUUUAGGGUGUCAAAUUCAGGUUAUUUGGGAAUGUGCACCCUGACUAGCCUGUCAGGUACUUAUAUUAUUUCUUCAAUUCAUCUGCAGAGUAUGAUGAACACAGACAACUUUUGACUUAGAUACCAAUUGCUACAUUGUUAUUUUUAAACCUCUGUCAGUUGUGUGAAAACAAGUUGAAGUGACUUCCAUUUGUGUAACCUGGCAGACAUGUGGCCUGAAAUCUCUCAUUCUCUUGUGUCAAAGGAAACAUCAUUUCACUGGGAAUCAUGGAUUACAAGCUAAACUGAACUUGGAGCCAUUAGCAUGACUUGAUGCAGGGUUCAUGUCAGCCAAGAUAGUGUCUAAAGAAAUGCUGACUGGUUAGAAGUUUCCCUGAUGAACCCUAUUAUUUGAGAAUUGGGGCAUCAAUAGUGAUUUGGUUUCUGCUUAGAGGGGAAUCUGUUUUGCAAAUAAUGUUCAGUAUCAAUUAAUGAAAAUGUCAGUAUGUAAAUAAAGAUUAUUUUCUAAUGAGCAAUUCCCAGUGGUUACAUUUCUUAAGUGUUGAAGCUUUCCUGUAGGUGUGAGAUGCUCAGUCCAUUCUAUUAUUAACCCCAUAGUUUUUUUAAAAUGGUUAAAUCAGCUUUUGUACAAAUUGUAUUUUACAGGCUAAAAGUCACUUUUACUGCAGGAAUUCUAAUUUUUAAAAGUGUUGAGCUGAUGCCAGCUAAGUGAGGUUACUGAGGAAUAAUUGGACAAGCUUUUUGAUAUGGAGCAAGUCCUGCAUAAAAGAUCUCUAAAGUAGAUUUAACAGGUCUAGGCCUGAAAUUAGCUGUUGUAUUUUGAAGAUUUUAGUUCCAGUUUAUUGUAAAACUAGCUUACCUGUGACUCAUGCUUUCCUUAGCUGUAGUACUUAAAACAAUUUGUGGUGAUAAAACAAUUCCAGCAUAGAGAUUAGUUAAGCUCCAAUGUUUGGUAUGUGAACAUGGCUUCAAGCUUGAUUUUUCAAAAAAUCAUGAGCCAGACCAAAAGUGUAAAUGGAGUAGCUGUGGCAAGGAUAUAUCCACAAAUACAGUUUAAAAGGUGGGAUACAGAAACUCCCCAGAUGGUGCAUUCUACACAGCCUAUGCAUUGAAAUUUUUGCCUCUAAUCAUGUGAUUGCUAGAACAUAGCUGUCAAGAAGCUCAUGCAUAUGGUUUGCUUGUGGUAAUUCCUAUAGGUAACAUUUAAUUUUCUUGGCCUCUAGGAGGUGAUGCUUCUCAUUUUAAUUGUUCACAAAUUUCACUAGUCAUUUUGAAGCAGUCUGCAUAAAGAUCUUUCUUUAAUAGUAACGAGCUUUUUCAUUCCCUGGUUGUUGGUUAUCAAUGCCCCAUUAAUCAUUGUUGAAAACAAAUUACUUACUAUCCAAAGCCAACCUUUGGCAGCUAUGGUGAAAUUUGUGUUCAAGCUUGACAUGGAAGCUUCCAAGUUCAUAAUACAAUCUUAACACUACUGCUGCUCAACUUGUCCUUGGAGCUGUGUAGGUUCUGUUGCUGGGGUCAGUAGAACACAAUAAUAAAGAGGUAAACAUUGCAUUUUUAUAAUUUUUUUAAAAAUGUAUACUUGAUUGUGCACAGCUGUAAAGGACUGUAUUUACUGAUAUUUGUACUUGGGAGUUGUUUAUAAAUUUAGAUAAAGCUAAGAUGUAUGCGCAGCCCAAUUUGAGUCAAACUUUUCCACUUUUUUGGUUCUUGAACUAUUGAGGUUAAAUAAACCAAACUGGAAGCUGAUGCCUCAAAACUGUUACUGCUGUACAUGUUACUGAAGGUUGUGUAUCCAUUUAAUCUAAAUAAACUACAAAAACAAA